Molecule: messenger RNA, 5683 nt
Organism: Chroicocephalus ridibundus (black-headed gull)
Lineage: Eukaryota; Metazoa; Chordata; Aves; Charadriiformes; Laridae
Gene: FUBP1
Product: far upstream element binding protein 1
Exons: 21
Coding region: 100-2121 (673 amino acids)
Biological process (GO): regulation of DNA-templated transcription
Cellular component (GO): nucleus; cytoplasm
Molecular function (GO): mRNA binding
Source: RefSeq, a predicted model, not a curated record
CACGAUGCCGCGCAGGAAUGUGAAAGGCGCCCGCCCGCCGCCAUUUUCUUUCUUUCUUGGCAGGCAGCGAGCGGGGCAGGAAGCGGUGGCUGAGGGAGCAUGGCGGACUAUUCCACGGUGCCCCCUCCUGCUUCGGGCGCGCCUGGGGGAGGCGGCGGUGGAGGUGGAGGAGUGAACGAUGCCUUUAAAGACGCGCUGCAGAGGGCUAGGCAGAUUGCAGCAAAAAUCGGGGGAGAUGCUGGCACAUCAAUGAAUUCAAACGACUACGGUUAUGGAGGACAAAAAAGACCUCUUGAGGAUGGAGAUGGCUCUUGGACAAGUCCGAGCAGUACAACACACUGGGAGGGAAUGCCCUCUCCUUUUAAAGAUCAACCAGAUGCUAAGAAAGUUGCUCCUCAGAAUGACUCUUUUGGAAAUCAGCUACCACCGAUGCAUCAACAGCAAAGGUCUGUGAUGACAGAGGAGUACAAAGUUCCAGAUGGGAUGGUUGGAUUCAUAAUUGGCAGAGGUGGAGAGCAGAUCUCACGUAUACAGCAAGAGUCUGGCUGUAAAAUACAGAUUGCACCUGAUAGUGGGGGCCUGCCUGAAAGAUCAUGUAUGCUAACUGGAACACCAGAGUCUGUUCAAUCAGCAAAAAGAUUACUUGAUCAGAUAGUUGAAAAGGGGAGACCUGCACCUGGCUUUCAUCAUGGCGAUGGACCUGGAAAUGCAGUCCAAGAAAUUAUGAUUCCAGCAAGUAAAGCAGGAUUAGUUAUUGGAAAAGGUGGAGAGACAAUUAAACAAUUACAGGAGCGAGCAGGUGUCAAAAUGGUCAUGAUUCAAGAUGGUCCACAGAACACUGGUGCAGACAAACCCCUUAGGAUAACUGGAGACCCUUAUAAAGUUCAACAAGCCAAGGAAAUGGUGCUGGAGUUAAUUCGUGAUCAAGGUGGCUUUAGAGAGGUGCGCAACGAAUAUGGGUCAAGAAUAGGAGGAAAUGAAGGGAUAGACGUCCCAAUACCACGAUUUGCUGUAGGUAUUGUAAUUGGAAGAAAUGGAGAGAUGAUAAAAAAGAUUCAGAAUGAUGCUGGUGUUAGGAUCCAAUUUAAGCCAGAUGAUGGAACAACUCCAGAUAGAAUAGCCCAAAUCACAGGGCCUCCUGACAGAUGUCAGCAUGCUGCAGAAAUUAUUACAGAUCUCCUUCGAAGUGUUCAGGCUGGUAACCCUGGUGGACCAGGACCUGGUGGUCGAGGAAGGGGUAGAGGCCAAGGCAACUGGAACAUGGGGCCUCCUGGUGGAUUACAGGAAUUCAAUUUUAUUGUUCCCACUGGCAAAACUGGAUUAAUCAUUGGCAAAGGUGGUGAGACUAUUAAAAGCAUAAGCCAGCAGUCUGGUGCUAGAAUAGAACUUCAAAGAAAUCCUCCACCUAACGCGGAUCCAAACAUGAAGAUGUUUACUAUCCGUGGAACACCUCAGCAAAUAGAUUAUGCACGACAACUUAUAGAAGAAAAGAUUGGAGGUCCAGUAAAUCCAUUGGGCCCACCUGUUCCCCAUGGACCCCAUGGUGUUGUUCCUGGCCCACACGGACCUCCUGGGCCACCAGGUCCUGGUGCUCCCAUGGGACCAUAUAACCCAGCUCCUUACAAUCCAGGGCCUCCUGGCCCAGCACCUCAUGGUCCUCCAGCUCCGUAUGCUCCACAAGGAUGGGGAAAUGCUUACCCGCAUUGGCAGCCACCAAAUCCACCAGAUCCAGGUAAGCCAGGAACAGAUCCCAAUUCAGCAGCGUGGGCAGCUUAUUAUGCUCACUACUAUCAGCAGCAAGCACAGCCACCACCUGCAGCCCCUCCUGGUGGACCAGCUACAACCCAAACUAAUGGACAAGGAGAUCAGCCAAAUCCAGCACCAGCAGGGCAAGUUGAUUAUACCAAGGCCUGGGAGGAGUACUACAAAAAAAUGGGUCAAGCAGUUCCUGCCCCUGCUGGGGCCCCGCCAGGUGGUCAGCCGGAUUACAGCGCAGCAUGGGCUGAGUACUACAGGCAACAGGCAGCAUAUUACGCCCAGACAAGUCCACAGGGAAUGCCACAACAUCCUCCUGCACCACAGUGCAGGUUUGAUCCAGCCAGUAUAGAACUAGCUCUAUAGGGGUGAGGAGGACUGUGCUGUGUAUCAUCCUUGAUUGUUCCUUCAAGGAGCAUUGCACUGUAAGUACAUCAGAAUGACAAAUUGAUGAACUGCAACAGUAUCUUUUUGUCAAUGUUCCACAUAAUGAAAAUGCCAUACUUGUGUGACUAUUAUGUUGGAAUACAGUGCUGAUAUCUUAGGAAAUCAUAAUUGCUUCUUAAUUCAGAAACAUAGGUUUGCGUAUAUAUAUACAUACACAUAAUAUGAGUUUUGUGGGUAAGUAUUCUGGAAACGUUUAGCAAUAGCUAAAGAAAAUCAUGUUUCUGUUUAUCUGAGUAAUAGCUUUUUUUCAGUAGUACUCCUGAGACAGCUGUUUCAUUCAGUGUUUUAAAGUAUGCAUAUUGUAACAUUGAAGUCUUUGGAACCACUUGUUAGACAGAAGUUGUCUUUGUCUUCAGAUAGUCUGCAGAUAUGUAGUGAUGUAGGUAUGUUUUAAAUAAUUCUAUAACUGUUACUUGCUUUAUCUUUUGGAACACCAUAUUGUUGCUUUGAGAGUAAAUUCUUUUAGGGUGGCUGCACAGAGAAGUAGAAGUUAAGGCUUGAAAAUUGAAGUAGUUUAUUCAGGUAAUUAGCAAUGUAUGUAUUGUGCUGUAGAAAUAGAAGGAAUUAUUUUUAUCCCUUUUAAAAUUAGGAGUUAUUCUGGUAGCUUAAAAAAGGCUAGGACAGUAUUUUCUCUCUUUAGUGUAGGGUAUGAAGUUUAAUAGCUCAGAUAUUUUGCAUGGUAUUUUGUAGAUAACCUUAUAGAAUGGUGCAUUUAUUAUGUACUAAACUGAGCAAAAUUAAAUUCACUGGAUUCUUUAUCAUUCACAAAAUGGAGGCUGUUGAUUUUGAUUCAUUUAAGGUAUAAAAUCUUUAUUAAUUGCAAACAGUGCAAUUAUUUAUACUUCACAGUGCCUUCCCAGACCUUCCACCUUAGGUUCUGCUGCAAAAAAGCAACAGGUAAGCACAACCUAAGGAAGUAUAUAAAUUAAUAUAUUUCAGUACAUUAAUGUUGUCCCUGUGAGAUCUUUGUGGUUGUGUAUUGAAAAGCAAUCUGCUGCUUCCCCAAAUGCAUUGUUACUCACGGUUCCAUUUCAGUGGAAAGUCUUUUAAGUUUUUAAACAACUGUUUAUAUUUCUAGGUAAAUAUGUUGGUUUUUUGGGUUUUUCUUUUUUUUUUUUUUUUUUUUUUUUUAGAAAAUGUGAGUAGAUUGCAGUAAUUAAACUUGAUCAGAAUAAGUAAUUUUUGUUAUUUUUCCUCAAAUAGCUAAUUGUUGCAAUUAAAGAAUCAAAACCUUUAAAAAUAUAUAGGAAUUACCUUGGUUAGAAAUGUCAACAGCCUUCACAAAUGUUUUUUAUAUUAGGGCACUAUUUCCACUUAAGCCCGUAAGACCUAAGUAUAAAGAAUAUGACAACUUGUUGUUAUCACUGAACUUGAUAACUUGUCUUACAGUUAUAGUAUGUUAGUGGAAUUUUUAGAUAACUUAGUUUGCUUAUUAAUACUUGACAUGGUAGGAAAGCAUAUUUUGGAGUUUCAGAGAUCAGUAUGUUUUAACUGAAAAAGCAUGUGCACCAAUUAAAUGUUAACAGUACAGCAAAUAAUAUUUUAUCUAUAUAGCAGUCAGUGUAUCCUGUUUCUUGAUACUUUAACUGAAUUGCUGUAUAUUUUGAUAGUUUAACAUGUUUGUAUGUCUUAUAGAUGGUCUGGUACAGGUUUUUGUUUCUGGUUUUUGUUGUUUGUUUUUUUUUUCUUUUUCUUUUUUUUUUAGCUUAAAGUAAAGCAGCAUCUAUUUGGUUUUUUUGUUGAUUAUUCUGUUUCUAAAAUGUGCUGCUCCUCUUUCAAAAGUCCUGCUUAUCUGUACAUCAAAGAAAAAUAUUCAAAAAUACUGCCUUCAUUUUCACACACAGUGCUGAAGAUGCUGCAAGCACCAAAUCAUAGCUCAUAGAAUCAGGUCCUGAGAUAGUUACUACCAGUAAAGAGGAAUCCUUUGAGUGUAUGCCAUUGGUGAGCCGAUGAGCAUGGACCAUAGAAGGGCUCCAUGUAGAAGGUAAAAUUGGCAAAAACAUAACAGAUUUGAAAUGUAUCCCAUACAUAAUGGUGUAGGGUAUAAUUUUUUGUUUUGAUCACUUUUCAUUCUUUAAAGUAUUAUUUGUUUGACCAUAAAUGUUCCAUAAUCUGUUAAGUUUCUAAACUGUGAUUUAAUAAUAUAAACCAUCUAUUUUAAUUUAUAUUUUUCUAAACAGCCAAGCUUAGAUAUAUUGAAUUUUUGAACUAAAUUAAUAGCUGUGCUUCAGUUUCUCAAGCCACUUAAUAUUUCAUCUGUAGUUUAACAUGUAACUUCAUUUUUGAUGUGAGAAAAGGUUAGGUGUGUACCAUUUGGAUUUUGAUACUGUGAAUUUAGUGUUGGGGUGAGUCAUUUGUUCACUUCCUUUUACAUGAUAACUGUUGUUCCUAAAAUAUCCUAACAGUCUUUCAGUUGUAAAUUUAGCCAGUGGGAGGAGAUAGAGAAGAAAAAGCCAGUUUAUUGGAGUAAUGUUAGCGUGUGGAAGAUGACAUAUUCUUGUGUGUAGCGUUUGAGGUGUAUUGACUUUCAGCUUUCUCACUGCUGGGCUUACAGACAUGUUAUUUUGUGCUAAGUAUACGUAGUGCUUAUUUUUCAACUGUCUCCAAACUUAUAGUUCUUAGGAGAACAGAAAAUAGAUUAUUGGAGUUCUCCUGAUCCAAAAAGAUAACUGGACUUCCUUAGAAAUGUAACGAACUUGUCCAAAAGGUGUCUUUAAAUGUUUCCUGCUUCCCUCCCUUCCUCCAGUAGAGUCCCACAAAUUAAGUAGAAUGUGAAGAGUACAAGAAGUUUAAAAAGGAAGCAUAGUGUUCAAAGUAGGAAGAGCAUUUUCGUAUCGCUUUCUGCAGCCUGUACUUUAAUAGGACAUGAAAUAAAAUGUCAGGUGGAUAAUGUUCAGUCUAGCAUGAUCAUAAGUCAUCUAUUGAAAUUGUCCAGGCAGACAGGUUCAUUAUUCACUUGCACAGCCUAUCUUGCAAUAGCUCCUCUUUUUUACUAGUGGUAUUUUAUUGGAUGAUAGAAACUGUUUCUCCACUGUUUCUCUUCCAAAGUAAUUUUGGAGUUUUCCAUUGCAUGCUAAAAGCUUUUUAAUUUUGCUUUUUUCUGGAAGUGGGGGGAGGAAGGGAGGACCGGGCUUUUCAGAAAGCAUACAGUUGACAGGAUUCCCUCUUCCCUAGUAAUAGCUUAUAAAACUAGUAUGUAUGCACAAAUAUUUCUCUUGCGUGCAUGUGAAAUGCCUUUUCGUCCUGAGAAAAGUGUUCUCUGCAGAAACUACCCGUGUGUAAAAAGAAGAUUGGCUUUAAAAGGCAACUGUGAUGGGAACAGUGUCUUAGGGAGAUGCAGCUUGGACUUGAGGUAAAUUGAAUGCUUUACAAAAAUGUGGUUUUGAGCUUGCAUUGACAUUGUAUGUAAUAUGGGUACACGUUAACUGUAUAAUGUUUUUUGUAUGGUUUUUCUCAAUAAAUGUAAACUGAUGGAUAAUAA